Messenger RNA from Haliotis rufescens (red abalone), 1567 nucleotides. Its product is annotated as proteasome subunit alpha type-5. Bases 119 to 844 code for a protein of 241 amino acids. NCBI's taxonomy places the organism in Eukaryota, Metazoa, Mollusca, Gastropoda, Lepetellida, Haliotidae. Gene Ontology annotation, cellular component: nucleus; proteasome core complex; proteasome core complex, alpha-subunit complex. The record is from RefSeq and is a predicted model, not a curated record. The transcript has 9 exons. Gene Ontology annotation, biological process: proteasome-mediated ubiquitin-dependent protein catabolic process.
AGCACAUCGAAUUUUCCUCUGUCAUUUAGUACUUUUUCCGCCAUUGCAAAGCAAACCUUGCUUUGUCACGCGUGGAUACCGGUGUGUGUAUAUAUCUAGGUUUUGGUCCAGAGGAAUCAUGUUUCUAACCAGAUCUGAGUAUGAUCGAGGUGUGAACACCUUCUCACCAGAGGGUCGCCUCUUCCAGGUCGAAUAUGCCAUUGAGGCCAUCAAACUUGGAUCAACUGCCAUUGGCAUACAGACAGGAGAAGGAGUUGUCCUGGCAGUAGAAAAGAGAGUCACCUCCCCAUUGAUUGAGCCUUCCAGCAUUGAGAAGAUUAUGGAGGUUGACAACCAUAUAGGGUGUGCCAUGAGUGGUCUCAUUGCUGAUUCCCGGACACUCAUCGACAGGGCAAGAACAGAAGCACAGAAUCACUGGUUCACCUACAAUGAGAAGAUGACCGUGGAGAGUGUGACCCAGGCUGUCAGUAACCUCGCCCUGGCCUUUGGGGACGAUGAUGCAGACCCAGGAGCUAUGAGUCGGCCAUUUGGAGUAGCGCUGCUGUUUGCCGGCAUUGACAAGAAGGGGCCGCAACUGUUUCACAUGGACCCCUCCGGGACCUUCAUCCAGUACGAUGCCAAGGCCAUCGGGUCCGGGUCCGAGGGGGCCCAGCAAGCUCUACAGGAGGUGUACCAUAAGUCUCUGACGCUGAAAGAGGCGUGUAAGUCAGCUCUGACGAUUCUAAAACAAGUGAUGGAGGAGAAACUUAAUUCCACAAAUGUUGAGAUGUCGACAGUAACGCCUCAGCGCAACUUCCACAUGUUCUCCAAGGAGGAACUGGAGGAUGUUAUAAAGGACCUGUGAGAGAUGCUUCAUGUGUAUGUCAGAUUCAAUCAGUCACCCACAGAUCACAGUGCUAACAACAUGGCCGCACAGUCUCUCAUCAGAUACACUCAACUCUUACCUGUCCCAUAACGGAUAGGACGAAAGUUCUUAAAUCAGAAGUGUAAUUUUCUGAAUUUAAUGUUUUAUUCUGUUCAGACAAUUUUCAACCAAAAGCAUACAAAUCCUAAUUUCAUUGAUCUUGAUUUGACAAACACUAACUUGUACAUCCUUGCAUGUGAAUGAGAUGUGUAGCCUGCCAUGUUGAUAUUCAUUAUCUAGUGUGUUUUCAUGUUGGGAUUUCCAUCCAUUAAGCUUGACUUGUACAGUAUCCGUGGCAGACGAAUUACUACGUAUUUGAUGAGUUCUUGUGUGGGUUUUGUGGAGGAAGUUGUCAUCAUUUGAGUGAGAAUGUACGUCCCAUCACAGUAAUCACUUUCAAAGACAGCAAAUAUUUUAGAUCAAUAAGUCAAAACAGUUUCUGAUGCAAGGAAUGGACAUUGUUUCCAACAUGUUCAAGGUAUUGAUGACAACUGGCUGCAGAAUGGUGUUAUUUGUUACUUGACUGCAAGUUGUGUUCAGCUUUGUGAUCGCUGACAGACUCCAUCUUUAUGUCUAUGCUCUUUGCACCUCAUCUGUACUGCAUUGUGGGAGCACAGUGUGGGGUAGUUUGAUGAUGGACUCAAUAUUAAACAUUGUCAUCAA